AAUAGGCUGUUGAUAAUCUAACUUAUAAAGGAUGAAGGGGUAGGUAGUCACAACGAAGGCAUCGAGCGCACGGUACCAUGCGAGGGAAAAAAGCCCACCGCACCGCGCCGCGCGUGGGGGUGCAGCGCACCACGCGAGCGAAAAAACCACCGCACCACGCUCGUCGCGUGAUAAAAGGUGAGCGGGCAGCAGACCUAGCCCACCCCGCGACCCUCGUUCCUCAUGCGCCGCCGCCGCCGCCCCCCGUCCGCGAUGGAGAAAGUGAGAGGAAAGAGGAGAGGGAGGUGAGGCAGCAGACAGGAGAGGGUCAACGGCUGCUGUCGGCCUGCGCCGGCGAGGUCGGGCGCGACCUGGCGGUUGGUGGCGGCUCGAUCCGCUCCUGGAUCGGGAGAGGAGGAAGGGAGGUGGGGGGCCGGCCGUCUCUGUGCCUCCUCGACGCCGAGCUGCGGCUGCUCCGUGUGUGCGCGCUCCCUCUCUCUCUCAGGGGCGAGAAGGCGGAGGCAGGAGCGGCUGCUUCGGGCCUCGAUCUGGGGAGGGUACGAGGCAGGGAAGGACGCCGUCCCUUUCAUUCUCUCUCUGAUUCGUCCUCUUCCCUCUUUCCAUCCCUCCUGCUCGCCAGCGGUUCCUCCUCCCCUGCCUCCUCACGUCGCCCUCAAGUCCGAGUCAACGAGUUUGCUUCCUCUGCUCCGUUCAUGUCAUUGAGCAACCGAGCCCAAUCAACAAUUGGUAGAAGUAGUUAUGAGAUGAGGCAGAGGAGAGCAGAGAGGACCGGAGAAGGAGUUGCGGACCUCGCCAACAAGGCCGUUGGUCUCUCCGGUUCUUUUCGCCAAUGGCUUGAUGUACGCACUGGCAACCUCUUACUGGAAGGAUUCGGCAUGCCUCUGUUCGAGAGAUGGGAUAUGAAGAAAUGGCGUUCUGGUUGUUGUAUGCAGAGUUUAUGA
This is a messenger RNA of Triticum aestivum (bread wheat), 941 nucleotides long. RefSeq lists its product as uncharacterized. The transcript has 5 exons. The record is from RefSeq and is a predicted model, not a curated record. NCBI's taxonomy places the organism in Eukaryota, Viridiplantae, Streptophyta, Magnoliopsida, Poales, Poaceae. The coding region runs from base 78 to 941 and encodes 287 amino acids.